This is a messenger RNA of Thalassophryne amazonica, 1725 nucleotides long. RefSeq names its product gastrula zinc finger protein XlCGF57.1-like. Gene Ontology annotation, biological process: regulation of transcription by RNA polymerase II. Bases 1 to 1542 code for a protein of 513 amino acids. The transcript has a single exon. The record is from RefSeq and is a predicted model, not a curated record. NCBI's taxonomy places the organism in Eukaryota, Metazoa, Chordata, Actinopteri, Batrachoidiformes, Batrachoididae. Gene Ontology annotation, molecular function: DNA-binding transcription factor activity, RNA polymerase II-specific; RNA polymerase II transcription regulatory region sequence-specific DNA binding. Gene Ontology annotation, cellular component: nucleus.
AUGCAGCAUCUGUUGGUGAUUAAAGAAGAACGCCUCUCUGAAGAGAAACUCUGGACCAGUCAGGAGGGGCAGCAGUUUCAGCGACUGGACGACACUGAUGCCAAAAAGGUUCCUUUCACUGUCGUCUCUGUGAAGACUGAAAGCGAUGAAAAAAAACCACAGACAUCACUGGAUCAUCAAAACCAAACUCAGGAGAGCACAGAGGGUGAGGCUCUGACCAGCAGCUCAACUGCACAGAGCGCACUGACAGCACAAGCUGACAGAGAAGACUGUGGAGGAUCACAAGCAGUUGCCAGCUUACAACCAGAUACCAGUGGCAGGAGUUCAGACAGUCCUGAAACUGAGACUGAUGACAGUUAUGAAUGGAAGCACACCAGAGAACUUUAUUCAGGUUUAAACAAUCUGAAAAACAGUGAUAUCUCUGCUAGUGAUAGCAGACCCAGCAUUACUAGGAAACAAUUAACUUGUUCUGAAUGUGGAAACCUCUUGAAGGAACACAGAAGUACUCAAACAAAUGAGAAACUGUGUAGCUGCUCUGAGUGUAGCAAAAACUGGAACCAAAUGGAAAACCUUGACAGAGACCCAAGUCAUGCAGGAGAGAAACAAUUUGCCUGUUCAGUGUGUGGUAAAAGGUUUAGACUGAGGGGUAAUCUGAAUGUGCACAUGAGAAUUCACACGGGAGAGAAACCUUUUGGCUGUUCAGAGUGUGGUAAAAGAUUUAGACUGAAGGACAAUCUGAAUGUACACAUAAGAAUUCACACGGGAGAGAAACCAUUUGGUUGCUCUGUGUGUGGUGAACACUUUGGAGAAAAGAGCACCCUGAACAAACACAUGAGAAUUCAUACAGGAGAAAAACCAUUUGCAUGUUCUGUGUGUGAUAAGCAGUUUGGACAAAAGGGCAUUCUGAAUAGACAUAUGAGAGUUCAUACAGGAAAGAAGCCAUUUGUCUGUUUAGAUUGUGGCAAAAGAUUUGGACAAAAGGGCAAUCUGAAUGUACACACGAGAAUUCAUGCUGGGGAGAAACCGUUUGGCUGUUCUGAUUGUGGCAAAAGAUUUAUGUUAAAGAGCACUCUGAAAAAACACAUGGUUAUCCAUACAGGAGAGAAACCAUUUUCCUGUUCGGAAUGUGGGAAAAGAUUUGUUCAAAAGAGCAGUCUGAAUGCACACAUGAAAAGUCAUUCCUUCAGUAAACCGUUUGGCUGUUCCAACUGUGACAAAAGGUUUAUGCAUAGGAGCAGUUUGAGCAAACACUUGAUAAUCCAUACAGACAGGAAACCAUUUGGCUGCUCUGAGUGUGACAAAAGAUUUGGACAAGAAGGCAAUCUGAAUGUGCACAUGAGAAGUCAUGCAGGAGAAAAACCAUUUGGCUGUUCAGAGUGUGGUAAAAGAUUUGGACAAAAGUGCAAUCUGAAAGUACACAUGAGGAUUCAUGCAAGAGAGAAACCAUUUGGCUGUUCAGAGUGUGGUGAAAGAUUUGGUGAGAAAAGCACUCUGAGUACACACAUGAGAAUUCAUAUCGCAAACAAAUCGCUGACUCUUUGACCUGUGUGUAAUAUUGAAUCACAUGUGCCCAAUGGGAGUGGCUCCCACUCAUGGCAGGAUGAGAUAACUGCCCUUUUUGGUGUUCAGAAAGGUGGGAUUGGGGGAUUGAGUUCAUUUAGUGUGCCACUGUCAGUGACUUAUGUAUUUACGUUAAUUGCCACCCCCCUUUUUGAAAAGGGUUUU